Papilio polytes (common Mormon) is the source of this 531-nucleotide messenger RNA. Its product is annotated as cell surface glycoprotein 1-like. The annotation marks the transcript as partial. The record is from RefSeq and is a predicted model, not a curated record. Lineage: Eukaryota; Metazoa; Arthropoda; Insecta; Lepidoptera; Papilionidae. The transcript is spliced from 2 exons.
AUCACGAAAGACAAAACACCAAGCCCUGACGAUAAGGCCGAAAAACCAGAACCACUUACUGUGUCUAAAAAACCCACUGUUGAUGAACUUGUCAAAGAGAAAACACCAAGCCCUGUCGAUAAGGCCGAAAAACCAGAACCACUUACUGUGUCUGAAAAGCCCACUGUUGAUGAAAUCACAAAAGAUAAAACCCCAAGCCCUGUUGACAAGGCCGAAAAACCAGAACCACUUACUGAGUCUGAAAAGCCCACUGUUGAUGAACUUGUCAAAGAGAAAACACCAAGUCCGACGGACAAAGAGGUAAAGGCCGAAAAACCGGAAUCACUUACAGUGUCUGAAAAGCCCAUUGUUGACGAAAUCUUAAAAGACAAAACCCCAAGCUCUGUCGAUAAGACCGAAAAACUAGAACCACUUACUGUAUCUGAAAAACCCCCUGUUGAUGAACUUGUCAAAGAGAAAACACCAAGUCCGAUGGACAAGGAGAUUAAGGCCGAAAAACCGGAACCGCUUACUUUGUCUGAAAAGACCACU